Messenger RNA from Columba livia (rock pigeon), 1109 nucleotides. It is a transcript of the gene PRDX1, whose product is annotated as peroxiredoxin 1. Bases 217 to 816 code for a protein of 199 amino acids. Gene Ontology annotation, biological process: hydrogen peroxide catabolic process; removal of superoxide radicals; cell redox homeostasis. Gene Ontology annotation, molecular function: thioredoxin peroxidase activity. The transcript is spliced from 6 exons. The record is from RefSeq and is a predicted model, not a curated record. Gene Ontology annotation, cellular component: cytosol. Lineage: Eukaryota; Metazoa; Chordata; Aves; Columbiformes; Columbidae.
ACGGAAAUAACACACCGAGUCUGUGGUCUGUUCCUCUGCCGUUAGGAAAUGCUGUGGCUAAAAAUCCAAGCAGAACACGUGAGAAUGCAUCUUAGCCCUGUAUGGAAAACAGAAAUGCUGGCAGGUCGCAGUAGGUGCUCCAAGGAAAGCAGAUGGCUCUCCUGCAAUACAUGGCAACUAAAUCUCCUGCAAACGCUGAGGAUUUAUUAAAUCAAGAUGUCUUCAGGAAAGGCUUUCAUUGGAAAACCAGCCCCUGAUUUUACUGCCACGGCUGUAAUGCCAGAUGGGCAAUUCAAAGACAUCAAACUCUCUGACUAUAGAGGAAAAUAUGUUGUGUUCUUCUUCUACCCCCUGGACUUCACUUUUGUCUGUCCCACUGAAAUUAUUGCAUACAGUGACAGAGCUGAUGAAUUCAAGAAAAUUAACUGUGAAGUAAUUGGAGCUUCUGUUGAUUCUCACUUUUGUCACCUUGCCUGGAUCAACACUCCUAAGAAACAAGGUGGUUUGGGUACUAUGAAAAUUCCAUUGGUUUCUGACACAAAACGUGCCAUUGCCAGAGAAUAUGGAGUACUUAAAGAGGAUGAAGGUAUUGCAUACAGGGGUCUGUUCAUCAUUGAUGAGAAGGGGAUCUUGAGGCAGAUAACAAUCAAUGAUCUUCCUGUUGGCCGUUCUGUUGAUGAGACCCUCAGACUUGUCCAGGCUUUCCAGUUCACAGAUAAACAUGGAGAAGUGUGCCCAGCUGGCUGGAAGCCUGGCAGUGACACAAUCAAGCCUGACGUUCAGAAAAGCAAAGAGUACUUUGCCAAGCAGAAGUAAACUUUCAGUCUGAGUGGAUACUAGUAUGCCUUACUUAAAGAGCAAGCAUCAGUUACUGAACUUUGACCAAGUCAUUGCAUCUGAGUCAAGGGAUCAUGUUAUAGGUAUAAACAGUAACUUUUUUACUUGAAAGUUUGUCCUGUUGACAGUACCUUCAUAGAAAAUCCUAAUGAUCAAUAUCUGUACACAAGGCCUGUUGACUUUAGUGACAAUGCAGUGUAUGUGGUUAGCCAUGUGUUGCAUAUAGAGUAGUGAUACCCUUUUGUAACUCUAUUAAACUUGUUGAAAGAGCA